Molecule: messenger RNA, 4740 nt
Organism: Branchiostoma belcheri (Belcher's lancelet)
Lineage: Eukaryota; Metazoa; Chordata; Leptocardii; Amphioxiformes; Branchiostomatidae
Product: TALPID3 protein-like
Exons: 22
Coding region: 212-3970 (1252 amino acids)
Biological process (GO): smoothened signaling pathway
Cellular component (GO): ciliary basal body; centriole
Source: RefSeq, a predicted model, not a curated record
AAGCAUCCUGAAUGAGAUCUUGUCCAGUCAUGAUGGUCUUGAAGCCAGCACAAUCCGACCAAGGUCACCUUCACCUCCAAGAUCGUACCAUCUACCUGUGGAGCCAGCAGCAGGGAGGCUGGGGAGUCAGCACACGUCAGUAAACAGACCAGUUCCCACCAUCAGUCCAGCCCUCCGCCAGGCAGACAAGCUGCUCACAGACCUCAGCUCCAUGCGUACACAGAUGAAGGGAUACGUCCAUGAUGCUGAAAAAUGGAAAUAUGACAUCAAACACCUUCAUGAGGAGGCUGAGCGAGACAGACUGGCCGCCCGGCGGCGCGCUGCCCUGGGAGAACCCGCGCCCAUCGAGUCCUACCUGGCCACUACAUCACCUCAGGUUAGACCACCACUGGCCAUGCCUACAAGUGUUCCAGUCCCCAGACCAGGGAUCCCACUGUCCACAGGGCUACCACUGUCCACAGGGUUACCACUGUCCACUGCUCCCAUGUCUACAGUCACGUCUGGGAGAAACAAGGAAUCAGACAUCUCACCAGCAUACAGCAAAGCUCGCAGCAUACUGGACCAGGUGACUGUCAGUCGGCGUUACCUGGAGGAUAACCUGGAGGCAGUGAUGCGAGCAAAGGACCAGUCCCAGCUUUACCAGCUCAUGGACAGUCUGCACCAGGAGGGCCCGAGUGCAGACAGGGCUCGCAUCAGGAGGGAGGUGGACGCCAUGAUCAACCAGCUGACUCCGGAGGUGGAGGAUGACGUCAUGAAACACUUGACGAGAAAUCCAAAGCCCAAAAAGGUGUCCUUUGUCGAAGAACAAGUGCCUGAACGUGACACAGGACCGGGUGUGCCCCAGGCUGAAAAGUCUCAGCCCAAGACGGUGAGAGGAAGAGCUCAACCCAGGAUAAACACUGGGCUAAGGAGGCCUUCAAAGGCAGCAAAGACCACUGGGAAGGAAAAGGGACCAGUGAAGUCUGAAGAGAGGAGUAGAAAAUCUCCUGUGAAAGAAAAGUCCAAGCAGACGAGAGAUGUGCCCUUCUAUGAGCAGGAUGAGACGUACCUGACCCGUGUGUAUGGCAAGGCCCGACACCAUCCCCACAGAACCACCGAGAAGCAGCCAUACCUCCACUUCAACUCACCUCCUCCCAGGACCAAGGCUCCCAGGCCCAAGCCUGCUGUAGAUACUAAAGGCACCAUUAUGAAGUCCAUUAAGACACAGACCAAGGAGAAGCCUGCUCCAGGCAGAACUGCAGGCCCUACAGGACAGUAUUACUUCUCCCCUGCAGCCCCCUACCCACAGGCAGGAGUCCCCACCCCCCAGCAAGGCCAGCUCAUCCCCAUGGCCAUCCCCCUGGGGGCACCCAGAAUAGAAUCUUCUCACAAUCAGGCUGUACCGUUGGUAGCUCACACCGCUCUACCAAACAGGACUCAGGGCACUGCCAGGCCCAAUGUGGCGACUGUUACCAUGGUGACAGACAAGGAUGCUCGUAAACCUAAACUCUCAGUACAGGUGAUGCCAGCUGUUGACAUUGACAGUAUCCCACAAAGCCCUGCCUCAGACACUGCCCCUAAAGCCACCUUCCCUCCAGAGAUACCUUCAACAGACCAGCCAGUUGGUCGGCCUGAUGACACAGAGUACAGUGAGUUUCCCCACUAUGGAGCAGAGGUUGAAGAUGAAGCAGAAGAGAUCGAUGAGAUAGAACGUGACCUGAAGCAGCCUGGUACAGGCAUGACCGUGGAAGGGGACAUGAGAGAAGAGGGGAGGGAGUACCAUGGUCCCCCCUUCCCCCCACAGCCCCCUCCUCCAGAGGUGGUCCAGCCCUCCUCUGAAGUGCUAGCUGAGGAACUGAGGAGGAGGAAUCAGGUGGAGAACAGAGCAGUGGAAUGGAUUGAAGCAGAACUCAUGGCACAAGUCAUCAACCAGCUGUACCCAGCCCAGCGACCGGAGUCACCCCCAGAACCCUCCGACUCAGGGAGCUCUGCUGGAGAAGCUGACACAAGGGACCCUGGUACAGUGUCAGCGAUCGGGCAGGCAGGUCUGCAGCUGUUUGUUGAUGCGGGGGUUGCCGUGGAUACGGAGCUGGUGCAGCGGCUGGUGCGGGAGGUCCUGGAGGAGAAGGUGGCAGCCAUGAUGGGUCAGCACGAGAGGCAGCGGGCAACCCCUCCUCCUCCUCCCCCCUCACAGCCGUACAAGGAACCCUCACCUGCACGCACGUCACCCAAACAGGUCAGCCCCCUCCACACCCCACAGCCCACUCCCAAGACCAGCCCUGUGCCCAGCCCACCACGAGGUCCGUCUCCCGUAGCAACGCCCGAGGCCACGCCCCACAGCUCACCCGAACCCUCCCCGGCAGAGUCUGAGACGGAGAAUCUCCAUGAAACUCUUAUCACACCAGCACCACCUCCAGAAGAACCAUCACCCCCCUCCCCCGUGGAGCCAACAUCCCCUGUCCCAACGCCUGUCCCCACCCCUACUCACAGCCCACCCCCAGCGGUCACCCCUCCCCUGACCCCCCACACCUCCCCCCACCCCUCGGAGCUUGAGGUGGAGCCCCUGCCCCAGUUUCCCCUGCCCUGGGGAGAUGAUGUGGACCUGCCCCUGUCUGAGGAGGCCCCGCCCACUGCCGCUCAGCAGCCUGGAACUGGGAAAAUUGAGAUGUCAUUGUCCCCAACUGAAGAACCGACAAGUCUGAUUCAGCUUCCCCCUCCCCCUGUCACACCAAAGAGCCUGCCUCCGCCCAAGGAGUCUCCAUCGUCUUCUGAACACUCCCCUCCACCGUCAGAGUCCAGCAGUUCCUCCACUAUCACCACGGUAACAGAGACAGCUGACGUGUCCCUGUCCGAGGGGGAGUGGCUGUUCAGUAGGGGCCAGGCAGGAGCUGUUGGGGGAUUAAGAGGUGUUGCUGGAGGUGUUGGUGAGAUCAGGUCAGGUGACAGCAGUCUGGCCAGCACACUGGAGGGGGCUGAGGAGAUGGACCAUGAGCAGGAACCUCCGAGUGAAGGUGAAUUGCUGCCAAAAGCCCUGAGUGAUGUUCACAAAGACCCCUUACUCGCCCUCCUGGCACGUGCGAAACAGCCCGUUAAGAAAAUGGUGGAGAAGCCAGCGCUCGCUCAGGGGGUGGCAGACAACGAUGCAAGCAUUGGGGAGGUCAGUGAGGGUCAAAGACCUCGGUUAACCCAGACUGCUGAGAGAGUUCUCCUUGGAGAGGCCCAGGACACCAGGAGAGGUUCACACGGUGAGGCAGUGGGCCGUACCAUUCCUGUGGACAGUACUGCUCCUCCUGAAGAUAGCACCAUGGUGCUGUCUGACUUGGAGAGGCCGUCGACACGGAAGCCAGCCCCGCGGGUGAUCAGCGUCGCCUCGGCUGAUGACUCCUCCCCCAGGCCCUCCCCACGAUCUCGGACUCCCCUGGCAGCCUCCAGAGGCCAGCAGAGGAGCGGAGACUCUGACACGAAACCGGCCAGGGUGAUCACCGUCAAGGCUGUGCCUGAAGACGAGGUGCCAGAGGAAGGCAGGACAAGCCAGCAGGGAUUACAAGGGACCCACACAUUGAGUGACAUGGACACCCGGACCUUCACUCCAGACCAGAUGAACUUAGAUGCCCUCAUCCAGUCUGGCUACCUCACCCAGUCUCUCAGCCAAUCAGAUCACAGCGCUGACCUGGGUAGAACAGGUGGUUCCACAACUGGAUUGGACACUCUCAACCAAUCAGGACUGGGCAUGGGAAGAACAGGUGGUUCCACUACUGGAAUCAACCAGUCAGGACUUGGCACUGGAAGACAGGCACGUAGUUUCAGCCUACCAGUUGGUGGAGCUGAGAAAGAGGAGGAUGACCCGCGUAGAACCUCCCUAGUGGUGUCCCUAACUUUGCCCAGUAUCCAAGGAGAGAAUGACAGUGUGACUGUUAGCUCUCUGGAGGGGGGAGAGUACAGUGCAGGGGAGGUGUCAGACAUAUCUGAAAUUUCUGGGGGUGGCUUCUAAGUAAGCAUAUACGACAAAAUCAUUCAUACCCCAUGUGACUUUUUAUUUCAAGUUGUUUUGUUCUUUAAACUACCACUUCAACUGACACCUAAAUAAAUUAAAAAUAGGUCAAAAUUCCAAUGUACUACAUUUGAUUCUUGAGAAAAACAAAGGGGUGUUAAAAUAUUUGUUCACUGUAGGUUGGUAGGCAGGUUUUUUUACAUUGCUUUAGUCGAGGACAUUCUUUAGUGUCCUUGCUUUAGUGCAGACUGUCUUGUUCUUUUGCAUGGUGUAACAUUCCAAAGUCAACAAAUUUCAGGAAGUAGAAACAACUUUAUUUUGUAGUCUCCAGGUCACUUUGUGAAACUCCAGUAUUAGUGCCAGCCCUAAGAUCUCAGAUGACAGGAAUCUGUACCCUUUACUCCAAAAUAAUUUAUCUAUUUUUGAUGAAAUAUUAAAAUACAAAACUGUACAUAUCAACUAAGAUUUUUAUGUAGAUGUACAAUGUACUAGUAUACAAAUUUGUGACUGAAUACUCUCACAGCCUAUUGAAUACAUGGAGUUGUACAAAAUUUGAAAUCUAACUUUAAUAGUAGAUUGUUAAUAAGAUCUGUUUUAUCUUGUGAUGAAUAAAGUUGUAAAUGUGGUCCUGGAUAUAUGACUAUGGGUGCAUUUGUGGGUGCUGAAAUCACUAGUAGUCUGAUUGAACCACUACCUUUGUUGAUGAGGAACAUUUAGUAUACAUUGUAUAUGGUACCUUCCCAGUAGGGUUUACGAGUAAUAGUAUAUGU